GUUUGUGUCUUGACUGUACCUUAUCUUGUCGACGUGUGGUUUCGAAACUUUCGGGAUUUAUUUUGUCUAGGAGCGAUUUCUUGUAGUAGAACAUACCAAGUUUUCCAAAAUAUGGCUUUUCCAGCAGUUGUUUCACUUCGGUGUGCUGUACAGCAGUAUGCCUGGGGACGGAUUGGUCUUGAUAGUGCAGUAGCCAGCCUCAGUCAGAGUUCUAAUAAAGACUUCACAUUACAACCAGAUCAACCCUAUGCUGAGUUGUGGAUGGGCACUCAUCCCAAGGGUCCCUCUAUCGUUGGUUCAUCCGAGCAUGCUGGGAUACCCCUCAGUGACUUCAUCGCUAAGCAACCAGAGUGUCUUGGGUCAAAGGUCAGAGCUAAGUUUGGUGAUCAACUUCCUUUCCUCUUCAAGGUGCUCUCCGUCAACAAGUCACUCUCCAUCCAGGCCCAUCCAAACAAGGCCCAUGCUGAGCAGUUGCAUUCAGUGAGACCAGAUAAAUAUCCUGAUCCAAAUCAUAAACCAGAAAUGGCCCUUGCUCUGACUCCAUUUGAAGGCAUGAAUGGCUUCAGACCAGUAUCACAAAUAGUCAACUUCUUAGAAAAUGUACCUGAGCUCAAAGCAGUGGUUGGGGAGGAGAACGCUGCAUCUCUGUCUGCUGCCCUCAACGCCAGUAAUGGGAAUGGAUCAUCAGAGGAAUGCCGGGCUGGGCUAAAACGAUGUUUGUCAGCAAUCAUGAAUAAAGAUAUCAAUGAGAUGACAUCUAAACUGGAAGCAUUGAUUGCAAGACUCAAAGCAGAAGAGGCCGGGGGUCAGGAUCUAAGCCAAAGCAAUGGAUUGUUAGUUCUUAGGUUAUAUAGUCAGUUCCCCGGUGAUGUAGGUUGCUUUGUUUCCUAUCUCUUCAAUCACAUCACACUUCAACCAGGAGAAGCCAUGUUUCUAGGACCCAACGAACCUCAUGCGUACCUAUCUGGAAACUGCAUAGAAUGCAUGGCAUGCUCAGACAACGUAGUGCGUGCAGGACUCACCCCAAAGUUCAAGGACAUCCCAACACUAUGUGAGAUGUUGACGUACCUCCCAUCAACGGCCGAGGAGAGGAUAUUCCCAAGUAAGACAGACCCUAACGAUCCCUACAUCACCAUCUACAACCCUCCGGUACCUGAUUUUGCAGUCGCUCGAGUCAAGGUCCCAGCUGACCAAACAAGCUACAGUCUCCGCGCUGAAGACAGUCCUAGCAUUAUUAUCAUCAUUGAGGGACAAGGUGAGGUUGCACACCCCUCGUUACCAAAUGGACAAGCCCUGUCAUUCUGUAAGGGGUCAGUAUUGUUUCUCUCAGCCAAUCAGAGCCUGGCUCUCAAUUUAACCAAUGGGCUGCUGGCUUUCAGAGCCUUCUGCCCCCUUGAUUAAUGGUGCUAUACGCUUGGGAAAUCAUGAAUAUUCAUAUCUCUACCCACACUUCUUUUCUAUUGGCUGUUUACUUAAUGAUACAAGUUUGGAAUCAUCUGACUGUAGGCUGUCUGAUUCUGUUGUAUAAUAAACCUAAUCAAUAUAUAUGACUGAAAUUACUAGUACUGAAAAUAAAUUUAGUAUUUUUAUAAUCAAUAUUUGACUUUCAAUAGUCCGUGUUCUAGUAUAUUUAUGUAAGUCAUCGUUGAACUGCAGGUAUAUUCUACUACGCGUAUUAGAAUCCAAGAACACUGCCCAUUUCUACCACUACAAAUAAAGACAAAUCAGUGUGAUUGAAACAAAUGUGUGAUGUAUUAAAAAUUUGAACGAUUUAAUCUUUAGAGGUAAAUCUUGUUAGAUUGCAUAAAAAGAAAACAAAUUGAGAAUGACCCUCCUUCGUUAGUGGUCAUUAAAUUUUCAUUUUUUUCAUUAAGAUUUUUCUAAGUGUUAUAGUUACCAAUGUUAUACAUUGAAAUGAAAGUAUGUUAUUUGUAUUUAUUUAGAUUUAUUACUUCCAGAAUUAUUUUUAUAUUUUUUGCUGAAUUUUAUGUAUAAAUUGUGAUUUAUUAAGAAGUUAUUAGUUGCAAUAGAUUUGAAAGUUGUGAUUUUUAUUGAGUAAAAGUAAUGAUGUUGAUCGUGAUGAUGAUGUUGAUGGUGAUGAUGACGGUAAUGGUGAU
Messenger RNA from Lytechinus variegatus (green sea urchin), 2117 nucleotides. It is a transcript of the gene mpi, whose product is annotated as mannose-6-phosphate isomerase-like. The record is from RefSeq and is a predicted model, not a curated record. Gene Ontology annotation, biological process: carbohydrate metabolic process; GDP-mannose biosynthetic process. Gene Ontology annotation, molecular function: mannose-6-phosphate isomerase activity; zinc ion binding. Bases 112 to 1401 code for a protein of 429 amino acids. Gene Ontology annotation, cellular component: cytosol. The transcript has 9 exons. Lineage: Eukaryota; Metazoa; Echinodermata; Echinoidea; Temnopleuroida; Toxopneustidae.